AUGUGGUAUGCUGCUCAUCACGUUUUCCUUUCCUUCGAGCUUGGUCAAGCGGACGGCCGAAUAGACAUCUACAAGGUCGGGAACGAGAAAUGCAAGCAUGAAGGGGAGGGGGCGCUGGAGAAAUUCCGCUUUAACCUGGAGAGGAAAGACUGGGUCUUGGAGAAGGAUUUCCCCGAGGAAGGAAUCACCAUCAAGUCUGUGUACGAUGAAGAGACAAAGGAUUAUUUCCUCUACACAGUGGCCACAUUUGACUUCGAGAACGACUGGCUGGCCCAAGACAUGCUGGAACACUCGCUGGACGCCACCGCCGAAUGGUCCUCCGACUGCAAGGAGCUCACGGUCGUUCGGGUUCGUCCGAAUUGUGUCUCUUGGGAGGUUGAGGGGUUCGUGUCGUUCCUUUAUUAA
Messenger RNA from Darwinula stevensoni, 405 nucleotides. The record is from the annotation of a GenBank genome assembly. NCBI's taxonomy places the organism in Eukaryota, Metazoa, Arthropoda, Ostracoda, Podocopida, Darwinulidae.